AUGUGGAAUAGGCAGGAGGGACGAAUGCCGUCUCGACCACAAUCCCAUCGUACUCGUGAGCGUCAGGCAUCUUUCAAUACCAGUCAGCUUAUCGAGGCUUUCAUUCACAGUGCCCAAAUAGCAAGAGGUGUGCACCCUCAGCAAAGUGAUUUGUCCCAACUCAUUCUGGAAAUGGCCAAGAACCAACUCCAUCAGCAGCAGCCGCAGCAGUCAAUGAACCGAACUAUUCUGCAGCGAGCCACUCCCGACAAACUGCUCAUAACGUCCAGAAGUCCGCCCUUGCGUUCACCGUCGGAGUCUAUUCGAGGAUUUGUCGAUGGCAAUCAUUCCAAGCCUCGGACUUCAUUUGGCCACUCACCAGCUCUUCAAUCCCCGCCUCCUCCUCUACUCCCACCGCCUCUUUCCAACAGUGCCUCAAGAAACCAAUCAGGUCGUCCUCUCACAGCUUCUGACUACAACUCAGCCUCUUCAACCUUCUACAGCCACCAGUUUCGCCAACCCACUCUUACCGAGCAACAAGCCAAAAAACAGGCGGCUUCGCUAUCCAUCGAUCAGCAGCUAUAUCCCGCUACUCUGUUCUAUAUGAUGGCACAACAGCAACAGCAGCAACAAAUGCGCGGACAUCCACCGCCCCAAAUGCCCCUUUCUUCACAUUCGGAAGGCGAUAAGAAGUCUCUAAUUGACUACUCAAAAGUUGGUCUACCUUCAAAUGCGCGAAAUCCAAAGAACGAUCCCUACAGUUCGCAUACACAUCCUCAAUCACACAACCCCUACAUUCGCGUACCACCAUCCUACCAUCCCUGGUCCAAAACGGAGCCCUCCUCAUUUACAGGAUCGGGUUACUCCACUAUCGAUAUACUUCGAGAGUCCAAACAAGCUUCCGAGUCUGCAAAGCCAGCCAAUAAACUACUGACCACCUCUGCCGCAGCCCCAGCACCAGCCCCAGCCUCUUCAAUUAAAAAUCAGUCCGACGCGGUGGAUCAUCACUUUCAAAUGGCUUUGAGUAACAACAGGAGCGGUAGCGGUGGUGUCGGUGGCAGCACUCAGCCGGAACCACCGACCCCCGUGGAAAUGACCAAUGAAAGGAAGGCUAGUGACAGCCACAAAUAUCCUCAUCCCUUUCCGAACCACUCCUCCGUGAUUCAGACAGUUCAUCAUGGUGUUUCUUCGUGCUCCUCUUCGUCCUCUAUCAGUUCCAUGUCCCUCUUUGACCGUGAUGCCAAUUCUCCCAGUCGAAAACUCUUUCCUUUGCCUCCACCAAAGUCUGAGAAUAGAAUAAACAGUGAGGCCUGUCGAUUUUCCCUGAAAAAGAGACUUAUUCAACGCUACCAAGCCGAUGCGACCACAGGACUUGCUUCGGAGUCUGCUGCAGUCAACCAGGAGAGAAUACCCGAGCAACAACCCCAAACGAUGAUAAAGCAGGAGCCUGGUGCAAUUCUCGCCACAACACUAGAGGCGUCGUCCUCCGAUCGUCAAUUUUUUGCGGAAUCGAGUAAAGCUGAAGAAGACCGAGCUCUGCCAGGGGGUCAUGAAUCACCGUCCUCUCCUGCGAGCGCUCACUCCAUUGUCAACGGAUCCUUGCCAGAAGAGGCUCCUUCCAAAGACAUUACGAAAUGCGUCGCAAACAGUACAGCUCGUCGGCACCCGCCAGUACGGGCCUCAAAGAUGGCACCACUGAUGUGCUCCCUCAACGAGUCUUCUCAGUCUCCCUCCACCACCUCCUCUCUAAGCAAACGAGUUCGCAAUAAUGCUGUAAAACAACAUCCCGGUUUCACUUCCGUUCGAAAACGCACUGCUGCUGGGGGUAGUGGCGAAUCGAGUGGCACCAAACUGUCACGUGUAAAGCCUACCAAACCCCGGUUUUAUAACAGUCGAGUGGCAUCACCAGCAGCGGCGAGCGAUACAGCUCUGCAGAGCAGUCGCCGAAGUCGCACAACGUCGGUACGAUCGACCACUGAUCAGACCCAUUCCGAAUUUGAUUUCAAUGGGCAGGAUGAAGACGAGAAGGAGAUUUUGUCAAUAGAGACGAGUGGAGGAAGUGCAAAGGCGACUCCUAAUCGGAGAUGGUUUGGCUCGCGAAAGCGAAAAUCGACUGCUGCUUCGUCGGGCCCCUUGUUGCGAAUAAAAGUACCACGUAGAUCGAUAGAAGAGGAGGAGGCUGCGAAACGACCGAAGCACAGGAAACGCACACAAAAUACUCGACAAAACAAGACCACUUUGAACACCCUUCCGCGUAACUAUUUGGAAGAGGAAGACUAUGAGGAGGAAGAGGAAGAGGAAAGAGAGGAGUCGAAUGAGGAUGACCUGGAGACCACGACUCCAGUCCAGCGGGAAGAAGAGCGGGGAUCAAAUGGGGGUGAAGACGAGAAGGGUGGGCGAGGGGAAGAGUCUUUGAAGUGUCAUCGAUGUGGCCAGUUGGUAAAGGCGGUGAAAAUAGGGCGUCUAACCGACCCAUUUGACUUUCAGUGCUGCGAGGAGAAGUUAUCACUUCAGAAAAUUAGAAGGCGGCUUCCUCCUCCACCAAAUUUGGCCAUCCUCUCGCAUCGGUCACUCUGCGGUGGUGAGCUGGGAGCACAGGACGUAGAUGAUGCCGGGUCUGAGGCAGAAUCCCCCUUCCUUCAGUUGAACAGCUGCACGGAACUGGAGAGGCUAAAGCCCUCCUUCCGUUGCCGAGCCUGUAGGGAGGCCAGUCGAGUCUCAUCUACCACCAUCGUGGAGACCAACAGUAAGCCCAGCGUUAUUGGCAAUGGCAACAAUAACAGCACUACGGACAAGAACGGUGCCCGUCGACGGAACAUCAACAAUCGCAACCAUCCUUCCUCUGCUGCCACCAGUGCAAAUAAUCCCUCCUCUUCACGCGGCACUAGUGAUGCAGGGAACGAUUCGAAGACUGCUGCGGCUACUGUCUCUGUGUUUUGCCGAUUCUGGGGCUUCCGAAAGCAAGUUGAAUUACGUGCCCUUUAUUACCUUCUAAUUCACCAACCUUCAUGA
Echinococcus granulosus is the source of this 2991-nucleotide messenger RNA. RefSeq lists its product as hypothetical. The record is from RefSeq and is a predicted model, not a curated record. NCBI's taxonomy places the organism in Eukaryota, Metazoa, Platyhelminthes, Cestoda, Cyclophyllidea, Taeniidae. The transcript is spliced from 6 exons. Bases 1 to 2991 code for a protein of 996 amino acids.